AAGCCAGAGUCGUAGAAAUUGUGCAAUUUUUUCGAUUAUCCGGCGUUUUUGAAUUAACCGUGAACAGUCUAAGUUUGUGAGUUGGUUCACUAAUACCAUCAAAAAAUGUUCGGUGGACUUACGAUUUUGUCACUUGUGUGCUUUUCAGCUGCUUUGGCUGCAGGAUUAAACGAGACGAAACCUACCAAUAAAUGCGAAAUUCCUGCAUCAGCGCCAAAAAAGGUCGAGGAAGUAAUUAACCAAUGCCAGGAUGAAAUAAAACUAGCCAUUCUUUCAGAAGCGUUGGAGACUAUAAAUGUUAAUGAAAAUGCCCACAGUCGUGCAAAACGAGCAGCCUUUACUGAUGAUGAGAAAAGAAUUGCUGGUUGUUUACUGCAAUGUGUAUACAGAAAGAUGAAAGCGGUUAACGAAAUUGGCUUUCCAACUGAGUCUGGUUUAAUAUCUCUAUAUACCAGCGGAAUUCCACACAAAGAAUACAUUAAAGCUACGGUUGAAGCCGUUACGUUAUGUCUCAGAGAUGCAAAGAAAAAAUAUUUGGUUAAUAGGAAGUCACUAGAAGAAGAUGGCAAGACAUGCGACGUUGCAUAUGAAGUGUUCGAUUGUGUGUCGGAUGAAAUUGGGAAAUACUGCGGACAGACGCCAUAACAUUGUGGAGCCAGUAAAUUUAUGUUGUUAAGAAUUAG
This is a messenger RNA of Diabrotica balteata, 683 nucleotides long. Lineage: Eukaryota; Metazoa; Arthropoda; Insecta; Coleoptera; Chrysomelidae. The record is from the annotation of a GenBank genome assembly.